GGCUGGUUGACGAUUCAGAAGGAACUCCAUGAAGGCGAAGCGUGUUUGGAAGGAGGCGGGGCGCGUUUCCCCCUCGCUCUCUGCCGCUGCGGAACGAGAUGUUAGAGAGAGAGAGAAGAGAGAGAGAAAGAGCGUCAAGAGGACGGAGAGGGAAGCUAUAGCGACGCCUGCUCCGCCAGGGUGUCGGUGGCUGACGGAGGUACUAAACAGUGAAGUUGAUUUUUGAUACCAGUGAGUUUCUCAGUGGUUUUAUCAAGAUCAACUGUACAGGGGUAGUUUCAACAGCAAACGAUCGGCCGUGAGUCACGCUACCACUCUGGAUCUUGAACGUAGCUCAACCAAACGAAAUCUGACACGGAAUCAUGGAGAACUACGAGGACGAGGAUGACGUGCACUUUUGCAUCAAGUGUCACGCGACUAUCAACGGACUGGAGAACUACGUUCAGCACCGUCGAGCCGGGUGCUGUCGCCUUCCGGUGAAACAAGGUGGCGUCCAAGGGACGACGAGUACUUCGAAGACCGUUUCAUACCCGGAGAUCCCAAAUGCCGACGCGUUUUUCAAUUCGCUUGAGCUCCGGAGCAGCGCGAAGAAGCCCCAAAGACGUAUUUCUAGGACGAGGCUUAACGCUGGCAAGAAGAACGAAGGCCACGCUGAGGCGAGGAUAAAGAAACCUCGUAGGUCUCAGACGGAGUCCGAAGAAGUGAAUUCGAAAGCUCUCGUCCCCGGAAAGCUGAACAUCCUCCCCGUCGACGCAGAGCUCGACAACCCCACCGACCAUCUGAGCAUACCCUCGCUAGUCGGCUUCCCCGACAUCGUGACGUCGUCUACAGGAAAAUCUGUUGCGACAACCUCGUCGAGCAAGAACUGCACGACAGCAGGAUCGAUGAUGAAGAUCACGGUUCUUAAUUACGGCGACAAGCAGGAGAUUCCGCAAGAAACUUCGUUCGAAACCUUCAUGGCUGACGACUCCGUCGCUAAGUCCGGUACAUCUAAGCAGCGCGAAGUUUGGCUCGGAGACACUGUCCUCGUCGAUAUGGGAACUGGUGCUGAAACCAAGGACACAGCGCACUCUUCUCUCUCCCAGUACGAGGUGUACGACUACGUAGACGAGGUUGAUUCCGAAGACGAGUGCUCCCCGGACGAAGACGUGGUCGAGGAGGAAUCGUGCUCCGAAACCGACGACGCUGACGACCCGGAGUAUCCACCGCAAGGCCACACUGGAGGGAAGUGGCGACCCGGACUUCCGGCCGUUGCUCAGAUGGAAACCGAGCUCGCGGAGGAAGAAGUCGAACUUGAUCCGGAAGACGACAAUCCGGAACAACCACCGCCAUCUUACACUGGUGGAAAAUGGGAGCCAACAAGCCAGCAGGAAAUUGCUCAUGGACAGAAGGCGGGCGAUGACGGGAUCAAGGAUGAGAAGGAGCCUGGAAACCAACCCCCGCCAGACCAUACCAGAGGAAAAUGGGUUCCUGGUGCCCGGAGUGACCGGAACAGCGGCUUCUAUUGCAGUCCCUGUGCUCGAACCCUCGCCUCCAAAGUAGUCUACGAACGGCACCUGCUCUCUGAGCUUCAUGCGAAACGCAGUAUCACUGAACUCGAUGGGGAACUUCGUCUUCCCGCGGGAGUCGAAUCCGCUCCUGUGAAGGGGACUCGUUCAAUGCGGGGAAGGCGGGUGGUAGCCAGCUGGAAGGUGCAGGAUAACGAGGAGAAUAGCGCAUCGGACAUCCAGAAACAGUCGAGGAACAGAAAACGAGAGGUCAUAUGGUGCGAAAUGUGCAAAACUUGGGUUCAGCGGCCUCAGAUGGGAAAGCAUCUUCUCUCUCAUUACCACUGCCGUAUCUCCGGAGUUGUUCCUCGCAGUCCCAGAGCGCGCACCUUUCUUCUAGACAACAUGGCCAAUAUUGUACGUCAGUCCCCGUUCCAGUGUGCCGGAUGCCGCUUCUAUUGCAACACUGAAGAAACUUUCCUACGUCACUGGCGCUCUAAAUAUCACACUGAUGCACAUCGAGAGAUAUCGAGUAGCUUCAGGUGCACAGCGUGCGAUGUUUGGUGUGAAGAUAACGAUGAGAUGGAGGUGCACGUGAUGAGUUUGAGUCACCGACAAGUCGUUUCAAUGAUGGACGGUUCAGUGCCAGUAGUGAUAACGCGACAGCGUCGUUUGCCGUGUGACACAUGUGGCCAGCACUUUAGAUACAACCUACAGCUAAAGCAGCAUGUAGCGGAGACGGGGCACGCGGCGGAAACCGCAACGGAUGAAUACCAAACGCGACUUCGAUGUCAGCAGUGCAACCAGAUCUUCCGCUCGCAAAUAGCUCUGCAGCGACACCAACUGUCCAAUCAUGUGUUUAAAUCCUCGGUCAAAAUCGAACCGUACUUCUGCUCGUUGUGCGCCUUGACGUUCUCAUCCACCGAUGAAGCCAUUCGACACCGCAAAUCUUCCCGCCACAAAGACCGCGUCGAGGCUAAGAAGUACGCACAGACGGGUGUUCAGCGAAAAAAGAACUGUCUGCACUGCGACGCCUCUCUACCCAGCAUCGCCAAACUCAAAGAACACCUUCUAUCCACACACAUCGAGCUGUGUCCAAGGUGUCCCAGGUGUGGAAUGUCCUUCCCAACGCCCCAAGGUCUUGCGCUGCACUCUCGUCAGCGAAAGUGUAAGUUCGGGUCGGCCCAAGCGUCGGGAAAUGACAAGAGAGAGAGGAGCAGUUCCAGGAGUGCAGGGAAUGACGAGAAAGUGGUUGAAAACGCUGGUAGUGCCGAGAACUGUCAGAGUGCUAACACAGCCGGGAAUGUCGAAAAGGUGGUUCCAGAAGCUGCCGGUACCGAGUACUCCCAGAAUGUCAAGGAAACUAAGGUGCUUGAAGAAGCUACCAAUGCCAAAGACUGGCGGUGCGGCAAGUGCGGCUACACGACAAAAUCUGCGGCUGAGUACAUUUACCACGAAUCUCUGCACGUCGAGAAAAAGACCGGUCUCGAGACCGCUGAUAUGGUCCAGGAGACGCAUCAAUGCACCAUCUGCCCGAAGUCCUUCAAGAAGAAAAACAACCUCAUCGCACACCUUCGCUGCCAUACCGGUGAGAAACGUUUCUUGUGCCCUAGCUGCAACCAGCCCUUCGUGACUCGCGCCAAACUCAACCAACAUCGUGCCGCCAACUGUUCACCCUGCUCCGAGUCUCAGAUAAACGAUGGCGAACGACAGAGGAACUACGUUUGCACCGUAUGCCAGAGCGCCUUCCAUACUCGACACGUACUGCAGCGGCACAUGCUUCGUCAUACCGGCAAGAAGAUUCUCUGCGGGCUUCCCGGGUGUCCCACCGCCCUCAGGACCCCGAGGGAGCUGAAGAUUCAUCGCGAACGCAUUCACGACAUCUUGGAGCUCGAUGGUCCGUAUCAGUGCCCCGAGUGCUCGUUCAGAACUAUAUCGCCGACGCGGCUACGCAGACACCAAAACUAUCACGAACGUCGAAGACCCAUCGAAGACGAGCAGGACGGCGCUGCUGGGAGAAAAGUUUUGGAUAAAAAUUUUUACCACUGUGCUUAUACCGGCUGCGAAUUCAAGACCAAAUUAAAAUCCCACCUGCAUCGACAUCUCCGACUUCACACCGGCUCCAAGCCGUACAGAUGCGCCCAUUGCCCCUACGCCAGCAACAACUUCGAGAACCUCAGGAAGCACGUGCUCUCGACGAGGAUUCACCCCGGGAAGUCGAUAUACGAAUGCACGCACUGCGACACCUUCAGGACGAACUUUUCGAGGGAACUGCGAGCCCAUCUUCUUCAAAAACACAACGACAAUUUCCCGACACCGGAACUCGCUGCUAGCCACGUCGCCUCGAUGUACAAUCCCGAAUCGGGUUCUCCCGAAAUCCAACCUCAGGAGUAAAAUAGUGCCUGAGAAUCGAGGGUGGCAGAAAGUGAGGCUAAGUAAGAAGAGAGCCAAGAGAGAUAAAUUUUUUUUACGUUUAACAGAGUUACCGAUUUCAAUAAAAAGUGUACCGACUG
Molecule: messenger RNA, 4000 nt
Organism: Neodiprion fabricii
Lineage: Eukaryota; Metazoa; Arthropoda; Insecta; Hymenoptera; Diprionidae
Product: zinc finger protein 729-like
Exons: 9
Coding region: 363-3881 (1172 amino acids)
Biological process (GO): regulation of transcription by RNA polymerase II
Cellular component (GO): nucleus
Molecular function (GO): DNA-binding transcription factor activity, RNA polymerase II-specific; RNA polymerase II transcription regulatory region sequence-specific DNA binding; zinc ion binding
Source: RefSeq, a predicted model, not a curated record